Molecule: messenger RNA, 531 nt
Organism: Hyla sarda
Lineage: Eukaryota; Metazoa; Chordata; Amphibia; Anura; Hylidae
Product: fatty acid-binding protein, liver
Exons: 4
Coding region: 93-473 (126 amino acids)
Biological process (GO): fatty acid transport
Cellular component (GO): cytosol; nucleus
Molecular function (GO): fatty acid binding
Source: RefSeq, a predicted model, not a curated record
GGUCAGAUAUAAGCUGCUUUUGCACAGGCAAUAUCACUUAUCACUCCCGUCACUUCCAUUUCCUUGCCUCAGUCUGCACAUCAAGCGUCACCAUGGCCUUCAAUGGAAUCUGGAAUGUUUAUGCUCAGGAGAACUACGAGAAUUUCCUGAGGGCUGUAGGACUGCCAGAAGAUGUAGUGAAAGUAGCAAAGGAUAUCAACCCUGUAAUUGAAAUUCAACAAAAUGGAAAUGACUUUGUUGUUACCUCAAAGACCGCAAAGCAAAGUAAUAGCAAUUCCUUUUCUGUGGGAAAGGAGUCUGAAAUCACCAGCAUUGGUGGAAAGAAGAUCAAGGUUACUGUUAAUUUAGAAGGUGGAAAACUUAUCUGUAAAAGUGAUGCAUUUUCUCACACUCAGGAAGUCAAAGGAGAUGAAAUGGUGGAGACAAUCACUGUUGGCUCAGCAACACUGGUGAGGAAAAGUAAAAGGGCUUAAAGCAGAACCCUGCAAAUAGUGUUUAUUAUAAAACAAAAAUAUAUAUGUGUGUUGACUA